Molecule: messenger RNA, 1269 nt
Organism: Amphimedon queenslandica
Lineage: Eukaryota; Metazoa; Porifera; Demospongiae; Haplosclerida; Niphatidae
Product: neurotrypsin-like
Exons: 7
Coding region: 52-1269 (405 amino acids)
Cellular component (GO): membrane
Source: RefSeq, a predicted model, not a curated record
UAUGAUAAUUGUACUGAUUAUGCAGUACGCUUGGUGGAUGGAGCAACUACAAUGGAAGGAAAAGCUCAAAUAUGUAUUAAUAGGGUCUGGGGUGCAUUUUGUUAUAGAGAAAAUUACUACUCUUAUGGUGUGGAUGCUACCAUAAUUUGUAGGGAGCUUGGCUACAAUAAUGGUAAUGGAGUAACAUAUCUUGCUGAGUCUCCUAGUGUAGAUAUUUUGCUGAUAGCUGAUAUGAGUUGCUCUCAAUCUGCUACUAGUAUUAAGCAAUGCAGUCUAACACAUUACACUAAGUUAUCUUAUUGUGAUGCUAGACACACUGCAGCAGUUAGAUGCCACAAUUGUACUGAAGGUAGCAUAAGACUGAUACCUUACAAUUCUUACUCUGAAGAUAUUGGACGUGUUGAAGUUUGUGUUGAUGGUACUUGGGGUAGUAUAUGCUAUCAUUAUUUUACUGACAAUGAUGCUCAAGUUGUCUGCAGACAUUUAGGAUACACUGCAUUAGGGUCAGUUUCCAUGGGAGGACUCCAUUAUGAUGAUAACAUACCCCUUCAUAUUGUUAAUCUUAAUUGUACUGGUAAUGAAGAGAGUAUAUGGGAUUGCCCCUCAAGUACACAAGGACAGGGAUCCUGCACUGUAUACACUGAUGUAUCAGUUGCCUGUCAUGGUUUUUCCGUGGAGUAUUCUGAUUGUGCUAAUGGUCAGAUACGCUUAUCAAAUGGAACAAGCAAAAUGGAAGGAAGAGUUGAAUUAUGUUACAAUCAUGUUUGGUUUGGAAUAUGUGCUGAUGGUUAUAAUGAUUAUUAUGAUACUGGAACUAUUUGUAACUCAACGGGUCAUUCAAAAAGUGCUACAGGAUAUUCAAACUCAUUCCUGGAUUUACCAAAUCUUCCUUUAUUUCCCUAUGAGUUUUACUGCUCUAGCAUCAUGGGCUCUCUGUUGAAAUGUUCAAAAGGAGUAUUAAAUUGUUAUAGUAACACUUAUUCAUACAGUCAUAAAUAUUUAGGAGUAACUUGUCAAGAGUGUGUUCAUGGUGACAUUAAGCUCACAGGUUCAGGAUAUAGCUCUAUUGGUGUAAUUAAUGUAUGUGUGAAUAAUGUUUGGGGGACUGUCUGUAAUACUGGCUUUGAUAAUGCUGAUGCUAGUGUAGUUUGUGCUCAAUUAGGAUUCUCACGUUAUGGUAAAUAUUGCUUUAUAUGUGUUUUAAGUAGAUCUACUGUCCGUACUGGCAGGUGUUUUGCAUUCUCUGGAUUAUUAUUACUAUUAUUAUAA